ACCUUUUCUUCUUCUACCGGUCCCCUGUUCUUCUCUCACCUCAUUAGCUCAGCUGCAUGGGAUGCACAUUUCCAAGGCUCUGCAACUCUCACACUUUCCAUGUCCAUGCCCAUUUUAAGGUAUAUUGCCCUUUCUUCAUCUCUUACCUCAUCUUCUUCUCUAUUUCUUAUCUUCCUCUGCUCCCCCUUGUACUCAACAAAAUAGGUACAAGGCCUUUUGCACUGCCCUCCUCUUUCUUGAAAUUUUCAACAUCACUAUCACCAGGUUCUUUUCAAGCAUCAAAGCUUUGACAAUCCAUCUUUUGGUGCUGAAAGUUUCACUCUUGUGGUCUAAAUUGAGAUGCCCAUUUCAUAUUUUUGGUGAUUCUCUUGGCAUAAGCAGCCAAAGCCACAUCUUUGUUCCUCUUGGGGGGCUCUUCAAGCCCUGACCCACUUUUUUCUGACUUUGAGGUUCCUGAUCUGCUGCUUGUAAACCUUCAAAGUACUUGUCUUUUGGGUUCUGGUCAACGUUGUCAAAACCCACUUCUGGUUUGUUAGAAUCCUUCUCUGUGGUGCUUCCUAGGGUUUAUCAUAUUGGGGUAAAUGUUUCUCAAAAUUUGUGCUUUAAUGGUAGAACCUUUGUGAAUUGUUGCAACUGGCAAGGGUGUUGAUUCUGAAGGCAACUGAAUCAUCUGGGUUUGUUGUGUUGAGCUGUGUCCCAUUUACUUGGGGCAUCUUCAGCUUUGUACUUGUGGCUCUUUGAUCUGCUUUUUCAAUUUCAAAUUGUGGGCUUUUUGCCAGUUCUAGUGAGUUUGAUGAAAUACCCUGUAUUUCAUUGCUACAGUAGUUGAGGUUUUAGCUGAUAGAACAUGAAUUUUCCUAGGGUUAAUGGCACCAGGGUUAUAAAUAAUUGCAAGAUUGUAGCUUUGUCUGAAAACGUGCUCUGUUUGGUUAGGUUUGAUCUUGUAUUGUGGUACUUCAGCUAUGUAAUUUGAUCAAGUGGGUUUUUGGUGUCCUGUACUCCUGUAAAGUCAUAUCUGUUUUCUCCCACUUUUGAGAGCAAGAUGACUGGAAAUAGUCACUGUUUUGUGGAGUGGAAAGAGCAAUUUGUAUCACAGGAACGUGGUAACCGAGUGGUUCACUAUUUCCUGAAAGAUUCCACUGGGGAAUCCAUCCGUGCCGUUGUGGGAACUGAGAGAAGUGUUAGGCACAUGUUCUAUGUUGUUGCUGAGGAGUUUUUGCAGGCUUAUGGGAAGGAAAGUUCCAUCCAUGCUGGUUAUAAAUGGCGGUCGAGGAGAGAGGUUGUGGACUGGCUUACUUCUAUGCUGUCGAAGCAGAAUGUACAUGGAGAUCGGUCUGAAUCUCCAAAACAUGACUCAAUACAACCUUUAGGGUCUUCUGAAUCUCUAAUGAAUGGACUGCGGACUCAAGUACCAGAUGAUACGGGCCGACUUGCAAGGAGUUUCAAGGGACACCAUUCAGACAUUGUUUGGUCAGGUGUUGCAUGGAAAUGUGGUAAACAGCUCAAGCAUUACCCAGAAUUUUGCAGGAAUGGGAUUACAAUAGCAAUUCGAUCCUUUGUCCUUGUCAUGGCGAAGGGAGAAAAUCACUAUCUUGCUUAUCUGGAAGAUAUGUAUGAAGACAAGAGGGGUCAGAAAAAGGUGAAAGUAAGGUGGUUUCACUACAAUCAGGAAGUCAAGGGGGUAAUUCCUGUACGAAAUCCUCACCCAAAAGAAGUUUUCUUCACACCAUAUUCACAGGUCAUUAGUGCAGAGUGUGUUGAUGGCCCUGCCACAGUCUUAACUCGUGAACAUUAUGAGAAAUGCGUAGCUUCUUUUCCUCAUGCUUUGUUAGCCCGAGUACACCUGUGCUAUAGGCAGUUCAGAAGCAACAGAGUGAAGCCCUUUGAUCUCAGUAAAUUGCAAGGCUAUUCUGAGCAACCAAUUCUCUCUUGUUUGGGUCCUGAUCCCUCUGUAAGGCCCGAGUCUAUAUGCCAUAGCUUGAAUGGGGAAGAAGAAGAACGGUUAAGCGCAGGUGACGAUGUAAAGCUAGGAGCUAAGAGGACCAGAAGUGGUAGAGUUUGUCAAAGGUUUCUGGCUGAUAAUUUAAGGGUCAGAAAUUCUGGUAGAGUUCACCAGAUGAUGACAUAUGAACCUUAUGAGAACUUAAAUUAUGGUUUCUCAGGCAGCAGGAGAUUGCUUUCUCUAAAGCGCAUUGAAUGUCCCCCUUGGUAUACCUCACCAUUUAAGGUUGAUGAAAAGAUAGAGUUGCUUUGCCAAGAUAGUGGCAUCAGAGGAUGCUGGUUCAGGUGCAAUGUCUUGCAGGUAUCACGAAAACAGAUGAAAGUUCGAUAUGAUGACGUGCAGGAUGAAGAUGGAUGCGGAAAUCUUGAGGAAUGGAUCCCUGCUUUCAAAAUGGCUAUGCCUGAUAAACUUGGCAUGAGGCAUUCGGGUCGCUUAACAAUUAGGCCAGCCCCUCCUAAAGAGCAAGUAGACCUUGACCUUGAGGUUGGGACUGCAGUUGAUGCAUGGUGGAGUGAUGGCUGGUGGGAAGGAGUUGUAACUGGAUUGGAUAACUCUAGUGAUGGUACUACGCAAAUUUUCAUUCCAGGUGAGAGCUUACUUCUGAAUAUACACAAAAAGGAUCUAAGAAAAUCCAAAGAUUGGAUGGGGGACCAGUGGGUUGAUAUACAGGGAAAGCCUGACAUACUCUCAACCAUAUCUGAAACUAUUGGCUCAGACACCAAGCUUGCCACAUCCUCAAACCUUGUCCAAGAUACAAAAUCUGGUUUUUCUGUGUCAUAUGUUGAAGCUCCUAGCAGUACUAAUUUUAAUACUGUUGAAGAUGAAAAACUCAACUCAUCUUCAUUUGCCAGUUCUGAUGGCCUUCCUGAAGAUAUGGACAGGGUUGAUAAGAAGUCCCCAUCAUUAAAUGACAUAAAAACAGAGGUUGAUGGUGUUGAGACGAAUGGCAGUUGUGAUAAUGUAGAUGAUGUCCAAGGUAAUGAUGAUGAUGACAAACAUGAAAAUGAUGGUGAGAAUGGUGACAAAACUGAGAAUUUGGAUAAUUCUGGGCAGGAUUGUGAAGAAGUAGAACUCAUGGAAGUGGCAUCAUAAGAUGACCAACAGGAGUUUGUAUGCCAUAAUUUAUGAUGGUGAUGAUGCAAGUAUCUUCGGUUAAUGUUGAGUGCUUGAGUGGAUUGUUUGGAUUUGUAAAUAGUUACACGGGUGUAGGGAAAGCUCAUUGCCAUUGGACUUGACUUUGUAGCCUUAGUAGGUGUACAGGUUUGAGGUUUAGGAUUUAUGAUGGCUAUCAGUAUCCACUGAUUGUAUUAGAUUUAAAUUUCUUUGCUUAGAAGCACUCCAAAUGAGUCGGAUUGACUCUCUUAUGUGCUUCUUACUUGUAUCAACAAAUUUGAAGACUUACCAUAAAAGUAAAAAAAUUACUACUUAUUAGUU
Molecule: messenger RNA, 3436 nt
Organism: Quercus robur (English oak)
Lineage: Eukaryota; Viridiplantae; Streptophyta; Magnoliopsida; Fagales; Fagaceae
Exons: 6
Coding region: 1043-3094 (683 amino acids)
Molecular function (GO): chromatin binding
Source: RefSeq, a predicted model, not a curated record